GAAUCAAAAGGAAAACGUACAAAUUCAGCUCCAGGGAGCGAGACCCAUUUGAAGAAAUUGAUGUUUUUUUCCGAUGGCAAUCUCGCUCAAAUCUCUCUUCUUUCUCUCUCUCCUGUUCGUUUCAGGUUUUGCGCUUCCAAAUUUUCAGACCAACUAUUUGGGUGGAUGGAAGAUACAUAAUCCAAACGCGGGUGUGGAAGCCAUGCACAUUCAAUUAUUGCCAACCAACAAGGCUAUCUUGUUCGACGCAACGAACCUCGGUCCGUCAAAUAUUCAAUUGCAGCCCCCCGGAAAUUGCCGACCCAUACCCGACAGGCCGGGUCAAGUCGAUUGUUGGGCCCAUGCCGUGGAGUAUGACGUUGAGACUGCCGAAGUCCGGCCCCUUAAGAUUUUAUCGAAUGCAUGGUGCUCGGCGGGAGGUCUCACGAUUGACGGAAGCCUAAUGAGCGUCGGCGGGAAUGAGGAAGGAAAUCGCUCUGUUAGAAUCCUCAAUCCGUGUCAAGGCUGCGACUUUGAGGAACACAUGAACGCACUUGCGGGCGCUAGAUGGUACUCGAGCCAAGAGAAACUAGAGGACGGAAGUUUCAUCAUAUUCGGUGGCCGCCGCGAAUUCACCUACGAAUACUUGCCGAUCAACUCCCUCACCUUCACUCCAAGAAGGUUGAACCUGCCGUUCCUCGGCCCCAGUUUCGAUGGAGUAGGCACCACAGACAUUCAAGAAAACAACCUCUACCCUUUCGUCCACCUCCUGCCCGACGGCACCAUUUUCCUCUUCGCCAACCGUCGCUCCAUCAUCAUCGAUACCAAGACCGACACCGUCGUCCGUGAACUCCCACGAAUUCCCGGCGGCUCCCGGAACCAACCCGCCACCGGCAUGUCCGCCCUCCUCCCCUUGAAGAUCUCCAACGACGGUGCCCCUGUGCAGGCGGAGGUGAUCGUCUGUGGCGGCGCAAAGCCGGACGCAGCGGAUGCGGUCGCCGCCAACAAGGGGUUAUGGCCGGCGCUAUUGGACUGCGGCCGGAUAUCCCCAAUGAAUCCCGACGCAAACUGGGCGAUGGAAAACAUGCCUACGCGAAGAAUUAUGGGAGACUUUCUUUUGCUUCCCACGGCACAAGCGCUCAUUCUGAACGGCGCCAUGGAAGGCAUUUCGGGGUGGUACAAUGCUAGAAAUCCCAACUACACUCCGUUGCUUUACAGCCCUGACUUGCCCCUCAUGCACAGGUUUAAGAGCUUGGCGCCGACGGAUAUCGCGCGCAUGUACCACUCGUCGUCGGCCGUGCUGGCUGACGGGACGGUUCUGGUGGCCGGGAGUAAUUCGAAUAGAAAGUAUGUGUAUAGCAAGAAGGAGUCCGAGUUUCCGACGGAGUUGAGGGUCGAGAAGUUCUCGCCGCCCUACUUGGAUCCCCUUUUGGACACCCACAGGCCUACCAUUGCAGAAGGUACUUCGGACAAGAUAUUGUCCUACGGAGGGCAAUUCAGUGUGGAAAUCCAUCUCGAAGAUGCGGCCGGGGCAGAAGAUUUGAAGUUGACCUUGUUGCACCCACCAUUCACAACCCACGGCUACUCCCAGAGCCAGAGGAUGCUUGUGUUGGAGCCAGUUAGUUACGUGAACGGCGUGAUCACCGCGGUGGCACCGGCCUCCGGGAAGCUUGCUCCGCCGGGGUAUUACAUCCUCUACGUCGUGCACCGCGGAGUUCCAAGUCGCGGGAUGUGGGUCCAGAUUCAUGAGUAGAGAAAAUUUGAGCUGAUCAGGAGAUUGAUUUGUUUGUUUGAACGUUACAACUUACAAAUUAUGUUCAAGUUUGUUGUUGUCUUUGUUGCGCUCUCUGCUGUUUUUUAUUUUUGAUCAUUGGCCACACUUGAAAUUUUGAAGAAGAAUAUACUGAAGAUGUCCUUUUGAUGUUCUUAAGUACAAAUGUUGUGGUUGUGGGCAUGGAUUGAUUGCUGAUAAGUUAGCUACAAUACUACAUGCCCAAAAAAUA
Messenger RNA from Rhododendron vialii, 1982 nucleotides. RefSeq names its product putative aldehyde oxidase Art an 7. The transcript has 5 exons. The record is from RefSeq and is a predicted model, not a curated record. Bases 74 to 1732 code for a protein of 552 amino acids. NCBI's taxonomy places the organism in Eukaryota, Viridiplantae, Streptophyta, Magnoliopsida, Ericales, Ericaceae.